AUGAGUAUUGACGGUGAAUUUCUACGAAAUGUUGAAGUGAAGACGGACGAGAUGUAUGGGAAUUCGUUGAAUGCGCUUUCGAUUAUUCGCUCAGGGAAACUUAUCGGAGUAAUUGAUAAGGAAGCUACAAAUGAUCCCAAUGCAUUACUCAUUUUGAAUCUCAUCAAAGAAGUUGACGACAGGAAUCAAGCCAACAUUACUAUCAGGCAAAUCGACAACAGGGUGAACUCCAAUGAUGAGCCUUCAAAUGCUAUUAUAAAAGUCAACAACGAACCACGUGAACACGGAGAACUCGAACCCGGUCAACUAGUCCCAGAGGGUCAAGCUCAUAAGUGUGCAUUGUGCCCGAAGAGUUUCUCAAGUGCUAGCGGUCUCAAGCAACAUUCACAUAUUCACUGCAGUUCAAAGCCAUUUCGUUGUCAUAUCUGCAACAAGGCUUAUACGCAGUUUUCCAAUCUCUGCCGGCAUCGACGAAUUCACCUGGAUGGAUGGCAGUGUCCCAUCUGCCAACAAUCAUUACCUUCACAUAGCGCUCUUGUGAAGCAUCGAACUCUUUGUGAAAUGGCAUCCGCUCUCUAUAAACCGCUCAUUCCUCAUAUGCCCAUACCGGGCCUAGCGCCACACAUGAUGCCCAACUACUGGCCACAUCUUAUUCAUAUUGCCACACAGCCAAAAGGCAUCAUAGCCGAGGAUUCUUGA
Messenger RNA from Cooperia oncophora, 699 nucleotides. The record is from the annotation of a GenBank genome assembly. Lineage: Eukaryota; Metazoa; Nematoda; Chromadorea; Rhabditida; Trichostrongylidae.